Messenger RNA from Mesocestoides corti, 1098 nucleotides. Lineage: Eukaryota; Metazoa; Platyhelminthes; Cestoda; Cyclophyllidea; Mesocestoididae. The record is from the annotation of a GenBank genome assembly.
AUGAUUUCAUCGGAUCCUCACAACCAAGUUGACAAUUCUCCUACCCAUACCGCGAAUAAAUCACUUAACCCUCCUCUAAAACGUCGUCGGACGUCCUCUAAACUAGGCGCUUCUCCACCGCCUGCUUCAAAUGCCUAUUGUCCUUCAAAAACUCGGAUUCUUCGGGUGCUUCGAAAUGAUACCAGAGCCAAAGCGAUUUGCUUGCACGUCAAAUUCUCUGAAUCAAUGGAUAAGGAUUCUAUUGUAAUACUACAGAAGUCACCAUUUCCAAAUGACGUAGCAGAUUUAUGCGGGGCACAUGUAGGCACGGCGUUCACCGAAGAUGACCAAGAACAUGCUCUCCAAGAAGUCGACUUUCCUACAUGGAAGGCGAAUGAAGUAGUUGGCAAUGAUAUUUACCACCGAUUCACUGUAAAAUCUGGCUUAGAGGAAACUAAUGAUGUUAAUAUGACCGUUAUCCAUCCUGCGGAGUCUCACCACUUUGCCAAAUACUCAUCAUCAAGACGUCUUAUUACUUCGGAGACACCUGAGAUUUAUUCUAACGUCAUCGUGCCGUUCAUCUCGUCGAAUCCUAAGGACCUGAGGUGGGUUGAUAAUAUCCUCGAUGGAACGGCUGAGGCGGACCGUGUUUUGUAUUCUGAUGAAGAUGCUGAUCUGGGAUUCACACUCGUUCUGGAUUAUCGCUGGAAUGGUUGUCAACUGCACGAGCUCCAUGCCUUAGCGAUAGCACGAAACUCGCAAUUAACCUGUCUGCGGGACCUCAGGGCUUGCCAUAUUCCAAUGCUUAAAAAGAUGCUAUCGGAAGGAAAGCGAAAACUGGUAUUGAAGUAUAGUGACCAAGGGAAAGAACCGCUCCGUGAAGAUCAAAUCAUUGCCUAUUUUCACUAUCCACCGACCUUUUAUCGCCUGCACAUGCAUUUUAUACAUGUAGAUGGUCCUGCCGACGGCGGCACGCAGGUCGGUAAAGCGCACCUUGCGGAGGAUGUUGUUUUCAACGUUGAGAUGAAAAGUAGUUAUUACGCAGAACGAACCAUGGCCACUUAUCUUCAUGAGAACCACCCGUUCUUGCGUGCUAUUCGCGAUUAUGACGCUAAAUAA